Messenger RNA from Pelecanus crispus (Dalmatian pelican), 677 nucleotides. NCBI's taxonomy places the organism in Eukaryota, Metazoa, Chordata, Aves, Pelecaniformes, Pelecanidae. The record is from RefSeq and is a predicted model, not a curated record.
GUUAGUUACCUACAUCUUUGUCUACGAAGACCUGAUAUCCUUGACCUGUGGUGCCAUUAUCAUCUGGUAUUUUGCCGGCAGCUUUGAGAAGAACGUUGGCACUGUGAAGCACUGCUUCCUCACUUUUGUGUUUGCUGUUCUCUCUGCCCUCCUGUACCUCUUACUUGAGACUGUUGUCUCGAGGGUGUCAGAGGUGGAAGAUGCUAAAGGAUUCAUGCCAAUAGCUUUUGCUACAUUGGGUGUGUCCACCACCCGCUCGCGGAUGAAGAGGACACUGGUUUUUGGGGUUAGAGUUCCAGUGGUGCUGGUGCCAUGGUUUAUGCUCUGUGUAGCAUCGUUUAUCCCCCACUCUCCUCUCUUGAGUAACCUGUGUGGGCUCCUAGCUGGGGAAGCCUAUGGUCUUGGCUACUGUUUCUGUUUGGAUUUUCCGGAGUCUGUGGGCUCUAAGCUGGACCGGGUGUUCCCGUUCAGCCUGCUAAAGAGGAUACCAGGGCUGAAAUAUAUCCCAGCGUCCUUAGCAGAGAGAAGAGCCUUUGAAAGCAGCAAGAUUGACCCUGCACCAGGCACCUACCCUAUCCAAAGCUACUACUGCUCUUCGCCUCUGGCUCUUCCUGCUUUCCAGAUGCAGCACCCCAAUGCUCAAAGCCAGGAGUUUCAACACAGCUGCGCUCCAGGAU